This is a messenger RNA of Brassica oleracea var. oleracea, 890 nucleotides long. Its product is annotated as LOB domain-containing protein 22-like. The coding region runs from base 35 to 814 and encodes 259 amino acids. The record is from RefSeq and is a predicted model, not a curated record. NCBI's taxonomy places the organism in Eukaryota, Viridiplantae, Streptophyta, Magnoliopsida, Brassicales, Brassicaceae. The transcript has a single exon.
GAUAACUCGCAAACCCAUCAAAACAAAAAAAAAAAUGCCAUCAGGCAAACCUUCUUCUUCUGUCUUCUCUUUACAUCCCAAACCAACACCAUUAAAACCUUCAAGCAGCACCACCAGCAACAACAACACCACAAACCAAGCAUGCGCGGCUUGCAAAUACCAACGUAGAAAAUGUGCUCCUGAUUGUCUUCUCGCUCCCUACUUCCCUCACGACCGUCACCGCCAAUUCCUCAAUGCUCAUAAGCUCUUCGGUGUAAGCAACAUCACCAAGAUCAUCAAAGACCUUAGCCCUCCUGAUAAAGACGCGGCUAUGUAUACAAUCAUGUUUCAGUCCGAUGCUCGUGCGAAUGAUCCCAUCGAAGGAUGUUAUAGCAUCAUUAGAAAGCUUCAGUACCAGAUAGAGUACUCAAAAAACGAGUUGGACAUGGUUAUUCAGCAAUUGGCUGUGUUCCGUAAUCAUCAUCAAGAACCGCAUAUUCAGAUUCAAGAACCUGAGGAUCUCUCGAGUUUUUCGAGUUCUUGUGAUCUAAACAACAACAACUCGAUUACUUACAACUACCCUCUUCAUCAUGUCCAAGAACCAGUUCAACAGCAACAAGAACAACAAUAUUGUGCUUCUGGAAACUUUAAUGGGUUACAAGAAGACAUGUGGUGCCUUCAACUUCAAGAUUCAUCAACGACGGUGAAUAUGAAGGGUGGCUUCAUUGAUGAAUGUGAGGACGUUAAGCCUGUGGAAGAGGUUUCUAGUGAAACACACGAGUUCGAGCAUCAUCAUGAUGGUUUCGUUGAAGAACCAUACAUUAUUUCUUCUUAGCUUUUCCUUUUUCUUUUGUUCUAUUGGAUUUUUAUUAUUUUCUUGAUUUUAGAAUCAUUUUUCUAGGGCUAACAAA